Messenger RNA from Malassezia globosa CBS 7966, 1386 nucleotides. RefSeq lists its product as uncharacterized. Gene Ontology annotation, biological process: proteasome localization; nuclear protein quality control by the ubiquitin-proteasome system. The record is from RefSeq and is a predicted model, not a curated record. The coding region runs from base 1 to 1386 and encodes 461 amino acids. NCBI's taxonomy places the organism in Eukaryota, Fungi, Basidiomycota, Malasseziomycetes, Malasseziales, Malasseziaceae. The transcript has a single exon. Gene Ontology annotation, molecular function: proteasome binding. Gene Ontology annotation, cellular component: nuclear membrane; nucleus.
AUGUCCUCGACGCCAUUACUGCCGCCACAGCGGCCACAUCAUCCUACAUCAUGGCGCAUGUCUGACAAUCCAUCGACAGCCGCAACAGUAUCUGCGCCACUGUCUUCAUCUUCUCCCUCAUUCUCGACCGUUCAAGCUCCGCCUCCGCCGCCCACGAUCCCCUUCAACUCCGCCUCUAGUACAUUCCAAGUAUCUCCUGCCUUGUCAUUCGGGUUUGGCUGCGGGAUUUCUUCUAUGAAUUCAUCCCCGUCAGAUCAUUCAGGCUCACACGCAUCUGCUCUUCGGCAUGUCGGAGCGCCGAUGGCGGCGCCACCUGAGCAGUCGUCGUCUUCGCAUGCCGCCGGGGAAUCCCCUGUUCGUCUGGUCAGCUCUUUUGGAGAGCAUCGCCAUGGAGCAAACAAGCGCAGGCGCAGUUUCUCGUCGGACGACGACACUCUCGACAAGGCAGGUGCUGAUACACAAGACGAGUUGACGAAACGUCGACGUGGCUCGGUGUAUGAACGUGGGCUCCUGAACGAUGUCGAUGCAGGGCCCUCGACCGCGAAGGACGCACUCAAGUCGCGUGAUCUCGGGCGUCUUCUUGCUUCGUUUGACAAGCAAGCACUUCUCUCACUUCUCCUCGAUCUUGCCAAGCAGGACGGCAUGGCCGACCGCAUUUAUACCCUUUUGCCGACACCAUCCGUGGAUCAUGCCGUGUCAGCCUUACAGGCCUACGAGGCUCGCAUUCGUACCGCGCUUCCCACAUCCACGUCAGUGACUGUACGAGAUCAGUACGUGUGGAGCCGUGUACGCACUGUGCUUUCAGAGCUAGUUUCAGAGCUGGCGUGUUUAGUUCCGCUCUUUUCGAUUUUACCACGCCGCGAUGAUGCAGAGCCCCCACACCCAAGCACGACCUUUGCAUUUUUGCAAGGCGCUACGAGCUGCAUGCUUCGAAUUGCACGCAUGCUGCCCCCCGAUCCGGUGUCCUUCAAACAUGUGCGUGCGUCGUCAUUGCUUAAAACAUAUCAACAAUCUCUCUCAUCUGCUCCUGAUGUGCGUGACCUGCUUGCACAUACUAUUUUUCCGAUGCUUCUUCGUGAAUGGCAGGCAUGGCUAGAUGCCAUUGAUGUGGCCGUGAAUGAACAUGCUCGAAUGUUUGGACAGGAAGCUAUUCUGGCAUGGGAACGCGGGAUGGCAUCUCUAGGUUCUAGCACAUCCCCCUCUCAUGGCUCGACAGAGCAAGCGAUGCGAGCUGUGAUGGAUGAUGCAGCUGCACAUAUGCACUCGUCCAUUGGAUGGCUCGCUGCUUCGGCACACCGAACCUCAUGGCUCUAUACUCCUUCAUCCUCUUCCUUACCGGCUUAUGGUGCAAGUAACAUGAGUGCAAUGGAUAUGGGUGAUGAAUAA